AGUCUGCUUCGCCGCCGGCGAAGAAAUUUACAAGCUUUUCCGGUAACGCAGCUUCAGCUCCGAUCAAGCUAUGCACUCUUUCACUAUCCUCUCUCAACCCUCGACCGCUUCUCUAAAUCCUUCUCUAACCUCAAAUCUCAGACCUUUCUAUCCAUGUCUUCGAAAACAAAAUCCAACCCUGUUUUCUCGCCGGAAAAUGGCUAGAAUAGGACUAUGCAGGGCAGAACUGUCACUUGACGCGCCAUUUGCGGCGGCGAUAUGUGGCUGCAUUCUCAAUUCGUUCGUUUUCCCGAUCGUUCCAUCUAUUGAAGAGGAGGAGGAAGAUCAAUCAUUGAUUGAUUCAACUGACACUAGGUUUGCUGCUAUGGGGAUCAUUAGUCUCAUCCCUUACUUUAACUGGAUGAGUUGGGUGUUUGCGUGGUUGGAUACUGGGAAAAUUCGAUAUGCGGUUUAUGCUCUUGUUUAUCUUGCUCCUUAUUUAAGGUCAAACUUGUCUAUAUCACCUGAAGAUAGCUGGUUGCCUAUUGCUAGUAUUAUCUUGUGCAUCAUCCACAUCCAGCUUGAAACAAGCAUUAAAAAUGGGGACAUUCAAGGUUUUCAAUUCUUUGGUAAGUCUGCAAAACAUUUUUCAUCAUUCAAUCUGCAUAAUCAUGAAGAUGAUGAAGAUACAAAGAACUAGAAUGAGUGAAUGCAACUAAGAACAAAUAUUUUCUUUAUGUUUUUGUCACAAUAGUAAAAAAUGCUUUAGUCAUAGACUAUUCAUGUUCAACCUUACAUAUAUAUGUUUCUUAAUUUUCAAAUCUUUAUAUUAUUAUAAAGAUUGUGUUACUAGUAUUAUGUAUUUAAAUGUUAAAAACUUUGUAUUUUUAUCAUAUAUAGACUUUUCAUAUAUUGGACAAAAUUCUUUUAUA
Messenger RNA from Impatiens glandulifera, 911 nucleotides. RefSeq lists its product as uncharacterized. NCBI's taxonomy places the organism in Eukaryota, Viridiplantae, Streptophyta, Magnoliopsida, Ericales, Balsaminaceae. The transcript has 5 exons. The record is from RefSeq and is a predicted model, not a curated record. Bases 71 to 679 code for a protein of 202 amino acids.